Messenger RNA from Purpureocillium takamizusanense, 1854 nucleotides. RefSeq lists its product as uncharacterized. Lineage: Eukaryota; Fungi; Ascomycota; Sordariomycetes; Hypocreales; Ophiocordycipitaceae. The coding region runs from base 970 to 1818 and encodes 282 amino acids. The record is from RefSeq and is a predicted model, not a curated record. The transcript has 2 exons. Gene Ontology annotation, cellular component: membrane.
CAAUUGCUCUCUUCGAUUCCAGCGUCCUUGCUCCAACAUGCAUUCCCCCUUUCCAGCCUCACCAACGCGGCUUGAACAGCUGAAAACCCUUCCCCCCCACCUUUGCCCAUCACCAGAGCGCUCUUGCGCAAUGGAGCGGCGGCGGAAUAUCUUGUUGGGCCGACAGACAAUCUUGAAUGCAAGCGGCUGUCGCUGAGUAAAGCCCAUCCAACGCCGGGACGGCACCGUCGUUCGCCUUGGAGGCACCCCGGCCCUGAUGGGCGAGCGGCUGCUACCUCCACUCCAGGACCUGGAAGGUUAGUGCAACGUGCAACGCGCUACGGGUACAGGGAUGGCGCCCUACCGCCCAGGCGAUGGGGAGACCGCGGGCGGCCUGUGCCGAUAGCCAACUGCCGCGCGCCCAACUCCUCCAGGCUGCUCCAUCCUGGUUGGCGGUGCCUGGCGGGAGGUACAUGCAUGUACUUUGCCGCCUUCCGUAUGUGGGCAGCUACAUGGGUGGCACCUGCCAUAUCAGCCCCUGAGGCUCACCCUCUCACCAGCCCAGCCCUACCGACCUACCAUAACAUCGCUGCCGAAAACUCGCGACAACCGGCCAAUCUCUAACAAGAGCACAAACAUGGCUUGUCCGCUUCAUGUCUCAAGCCACAACACGUCGAGCUCUCGAGACAGAGCGCGCCGAGCUGCGACGUGGUCUCUCAGCCCCUUCCGGGGGGAAGCCCCCAGUCGGCUGACUCGACUUGAGGAAACGGCGCCGCAGGGGUCCUCUUACUGGGCCGUCGCAUAAGGCCUUAGGGUGAAUACCACGCCGCAUAAGUGCUAGGAAUCAUUUUUCCAGGGUCCUCAUCGAAGAUUGUAUAGACUACACCUACGCCGGGCGCUCGUCGCCCAACCCUCCUCCUCCUCGCCUCGUCUCGCCUCGCCGCCCUGCCCUGUUUCGUCGCGGAGCGCACCGCCCUUGUCGUCGCCCUCAUGGCACGCGUUCGCGGCGUCUUCUCCUUCGGCUCCGGCCCUUGGGAUCCCACGCAUCGCUUCGAGACGUCUUGGCUGCUUUCCCCGUGGCUGCUCUUUGCCGUCCGUGCCCUCUUCUGCGUCUACGGCUUCUUGACCCUCUUCUUCAUCAUCGGUUGGGAAUGCAGCCAUGACGCAGCCGGCGGCUGUCGCGAGGCGCGCCAGUCCUUUUCCUACUUCACCGUCCUCACCUACUGGGGCCUCGCCUUUUACUUCCUCGCCGCGUCGGUCCACACCGGCACCUACGCCCUGACCGGCAGGCCGCUGCUCGAGCGCCUGCCGCAGCCGCUGCGCGCCCUGCACUCGCUCUUCUACACCACCGUCGUCACGCUGCCGUUCCUCGUCACCAUCGUCUUCUGGGCCGUCCUCUACAAGGGCGUCUGGUUCUCCACCGCCUUCGACGGCUGGCACAACGUCAGCCAGCAUGCCAUGAACUCGCUCUUCGCCCUGUUCGAGCUGGUCGUCCCCCGCACCGCGCCCCCGGAGCCCGUCCACCUGCUGUGGCUGGUGCUCAUCCUGCUGGGCUAUCUUGCCGUCGCGUACGUGACCCUCGCGGACCAGGGCUUCUACACGUACAGCUUCCUCGACCACGACGCCGUCGGCGGGAGGGGCUACGUCGCCGCCUAUGUCUUUGGCAUUGCCGUCGGGAUUGUCAUCAUCUUUGGAGUCGCCUACGGGCUCAUUUGGCUGCGGAGAUGGGUUACGGAGACGAAGCUCGGCAUGGAGGGCAAGCUUGCGUAUCGCGUGGUGCACGACGAAGCCGAGAUGAACACGAUCCAGCCCAAAGAGCGUGAGACGUCGGUAGUAUAGGUUCGCUAUAGAUGUUUACUUCAUACAAUAGCCGAU